AUGCCCUCUUCCACUUCCUCCAACGACGGCCACACCAUGCCUUCCAAACUCAGGAACUUGGUGCAGGCCCAGAAGCCAGAUAUCAAAAUCAACUUCUCCACCAAGAAGAAGACUUAUACUACACUGGAUCGGAUCGAAGGCUCCGUUACUGUGGUUCCGCAGGUGGAUACGAACUUCGACUCAAUCGACAUUGAAUUCAUUGGAACAUCGAGAACUUAUGUCGAACGACUCACUACUGCUGCUGCUGCGAGUGGACGAUCAGAGGCCUUCCACCAGUUCUUGAAGCUCCAACAGCCUGGACUGCAUCAACUGUAUCCGGAGGAUCUGGUCCUUCGAGCCGGCAAGAUCUACGACUUCCCCUUUGUCUUUGUCGUACCUCAGCAACUUUUGCCGCGGGUAUGCCAGCACCCUGUUCAGAGCGACGCCACCCGCGAAGCACACUUUCGUCUCCCACCCACCUUCGGCGAUAAAGGUCUGACGAGCCAGAAGGGCUCCGAUGACAUGGCUCCGGACAUGGCGAGCAUCCGAUAUGGGGUCUUCUCCAAGAUCACAGAGCUCAAGAUGAAAGGUGACGAUGCACUUCGAUGUACUGUCGCAUCCAAAGCUCGGAGACUGCGAGUCAUUCCUGCAGUCGAGGAGCAGCCCCCUCUCGACGUUCACACCGAAGACGGUGAGUACUUCAUGAGGAAGGAGAAGUCCAUCAGGAAAGGCUUGCUCAAGGGGAGGCUCGGCACCCUGACCAUGGAGUCCGCGCAACCUCAGGCGUUUAAGAUGAAGUCGUACAACAACCCAGAGUCUAGGAUGACUACGAUGGCGACAGUCAUGCUUCGCUUCGAUCCACUUGACGACGCACUGCCACCGCCGAAACUUGGAAACCUCGCCAGCAAGCUCAAAGUCACCACCUACUUCUCCAGUGUGGCGAGAGACUGCUUCCCGUCCAAGCAGCUGUCCAUGUACGAUCUCUCGCAAGGCCUGCACACCGAACAAUUCAGCCUCUCGUCUCGCUGCGUCAAUAACGUGGAGUGGACGAAGCAAGAGCCUUCUCCUGCACUCACUCUCGAACGACGUGGCUCUGCGCUUUCAUCCAGCUCCUUGGAGACAGGCGACAUCCCGGAAGCAAGCGAAGGCUACAAGGGUGGACUAUAUUACACAACUCGCAUCCUCGUCCCGAUCACACUCCCAACGAACAAGGCCUUCCCACCCACCUUCCACAGCUGCCUCAUCAGCCGCGUCUACGCCCUCAAACUCGAUCUCGGCAUCUCCAGCCCCGGUCUCGGCUCAACAAUGGAAGUCAAAGUCCCCGUGCAAAUCUCCUCCCAAGACCUCGUCAGCGACGACUUCGCCCGUCGAGAAUCGAUCAGCGGCGUCGAAGAGGCGGAAGUCGACGUCGAAGACGUCUCGAACUUCUUCUCCAACAACGGAUUUGAGCCUAGGACGAUCCGCGUGCCGUCGGUGGACUUGGUCGGACGCAGCAGGAUUGGGAGUCAGGCGCCGACGGCGGAUGCACCCCCGGGGUAUACGCCGAUGAAUGAGGGGAGGGUGGCGCCGAGUGUGAGUUAUCAAAGGUUGCAGAGUGUGCCUGUUUACUAG
Molecule: messenger RNA, 1590 nt
Organism: Saxophila tyrrhenica
Lineage: Eukaryota; Fungi; Ascomycota; Dothideomycetes; Mycosphaerellales; Extremaceae
Exons: 1
Coding region: 1-1590 (529 amino acids)
Source: RefSeq, a predicted model, not a curated record